AUGUUUGAAGGAGUAGCAGACCAACUCCACCAAUUCAUAGCUUCAAGAACAACAUCACUUCCUCUACCUAGUCUAUCUUUCCCUCCUCUUCAUGGGUCCUCUAAUACCACCAACUUCCCUAGUUUUUAUCCUUACACUACCACUACUACUUCUCAUCAAGUACCAGUACUACAGCCAAACUUUCUGCACCCGUUACACCAAGGUGCUCCCACCAACAAAGAUAUUGAUGAGAAACAAGAGAAUACCUUGGGGGCUAUUAAUUUUGAUCAGUUUGAAAGAGAAAGAUCAGUACCGGAAUUGGUCAAUCCAUGGUCUAAUGAUGAAGUGCUUGCACUGUUGAGGAUCAGAUCUAGCUUGGAGAAUUGGUUUCCUGAAUUCACUUGGGAACAUGUAUCAAGGAAGCUUGGAGAGGUUGGUUUCAAAAGGAGUGCUGAGAAGUGCAAGGAGAAAUUUGAAGAAGAAAGCAGAUACUUCAAUAGCAACCUUAAUUACAACAAGAAUUACAGGGCUAGUAGCUUUAGUGAGUUUGAAGAGAUUUAUCAUGGAGAUCAAAACCCUCAUCAAGAAGUUACAGCUGGAGAAAAGAACAAAAAGAUAGACAAGCCAAGUACUGAUCAAGAUGAAGAACAAGACAAGAUAGGACAGAACUUGGAAGACGAAACAAGAAUUGAUCAAACGGUAGGAAACCAAACUGAUCAAGAGGAUAAUGGGAAAUUAGCACAGGCUGAAAAAUCAAAGAGCAAGAAAAGAAAAAGAGAGAAGAAGAAGAAGUUUGAGAUGUACUUCAAGGGUCUUUGUGAAGAUGUUGUGAACAAAAUGAUGGCUCAACAAGAAAAGAUGCAUAGUAAACUUCUUGAAGAUAUGGUGAAGAGAGAUGAAGAGAAGGUUGCAAGAGAAGAAGCAAGGAAGAAGCAAGAAAUGGAUAGGAUCAACAAGGAACUUGAACUUAGGGCACAUGAACAAGCUCUUGCAGGUGACAGACAGGCUACAUUAAUCAAGUUCUUGAAGAAAUUCACAUCAAGUGAUUCUUCUGUGGUGAUUGAUCUUGGAGAGAGAAGUGCACCAGAUCUUGUUAACCUACCAAACUGUUCGAAUGCUUCCAGUUCAUCUUCCUUAGUGCUAGCACAAAACCCUAAUCCUGUUAGGCAGACCAGUAACGAAAGCCAACUUAAAGCACCUACAUCAUCUACCAUAGCUCUAGACCAUCAAAAGCCUACCUCCACGCCAGCUAAAACCAAUACCUCAUCGACAGAAAAUCAAGCACCUCAAAACCCUAGUCCAACUCUUGCCCCAAACAUUCCACAUGUCCCUACGACUUCAUCUGCACUAGCACUAGCUCCCCAAAACCCUAAUUCUCUUAAUUCCCGCAACAGCCCAUCAGGACCACCAAGCACAUUGCCGAAUUAUAAUAAAGUGCAAGCAAAGUCUACAUCAAAUGAUAAGGAUGACAUUGGCAAGAGAUGGCCAAGAGAUGAGGUGUUAGCUUUGAUAAACACAAGGUGCAGUCUCUAUAACACUAACAAUGAAGACAAAGAAGGAUCAGCAAAGGCUCCACUAUGGGAAAGAAUCUCACAAGGGAUGUUGGAGUUGGGUUACAAGAGGAGUGCAAAGAGAUGCAAAGAAAAAUGGGAGAACAUAAACAAGUACUUCAGAAAAACUAAGGAUGUUAGCAAGAAGAGGUCCAUCGAUUCAAGGACAUGCCCUUACUUUCACCAAUUAAGCACUUUUUACUCUCAAGGAACACUUGUAGCGCCGGAUAACCGCUCGACUUUCCCGGAAAACCGGUCAAAUUCACCAGAAACCACGUAUAGUAGUUCAUCACAAAAUGGGACUAGUAAUUCAACAAUGCAUGUUGCUGAAGGUGAGAAAAAUGUGACUGAGUUUGGACCAGUUUGGUGGUACGGUGCAGUGAAUCAUGUUUGUGGGACUCCGCUAGAUCGGACGACCAAUCUGAGGAAUGGUCUUGUCGAGUUGCAUAAGAAUGAUAAUGAGGUUUCACAAUUAGGUCCAGGGGCACCUUUUCUUUAUUCCUACUUUGGGCCGGGUACAUUCGUUAUCAGCAGAAAGAGUCUAUGCAUCUUCAAUAUUCAUGCAAAAUUCAGCUUGCACAGAUCAAAGAUAUAUACUACCGUCCUUGCAACAACUUUGAGUCCUUCACAACAGUUGUCUGGCCCGAACCAUGAUAGGCGGUGCCGUUUUACACUUUUACCAAUCCGGUGGGCAGAACGUGGAAUUUCAAGAAGCGUGGGAGGGUAG
Molecule: messenger RNA, 2256 nt
Organism: Dovyalis caffra
Lineage: Eukaryota; Viridiplantae; Streptophyta; Magnoliopsida; Malpighiales; Salicaceae
Source: the annotation of a GenBank genome assembly